AUGAAAAUAUUUUUGGUAAUAGUAUCAGUUUUCAUUUUAAUUUUUGAUGAAUUUAUUACUGAUGCAACUUAUUUAUCACCGCCAAUAUAUACAUUCGAUAAGAAUGAAAUAAAUAUUAUUGCCGAAUUUGGAUUCUUAGAGGGAGGUCAUUUCUCAUUGCAUGCAAUAAAAAAACCAGAGAAAUAUAAAUAUAUUUACAAUGAUACUUCAAUUUUUGGGUUAUGUACAUUUGAUGAAUUAAAUAAUAUAGGGGAUAUCAACCCUUGUCAAAUGACUUUACCAUCUAACAAUAAUACUACUAAUAGUAAUAAUAGUAAUAAUAAUACUAAUAAUAAUAAUAAUAAUAAUUUUAAUUAUAAUAAUAAUAAUUAUAAUAAUUUUAAUUAUAAUAAUAUAAAUAAUAAUAAUAAUAGUGGUAUUGGUGGAGGUGUAAAAAAUAUUAUAUUAAAAGGUUGUAAAAUUUUAAAUUUAUCAACUCUUAAUGAAACUAAAUGGACAGGUACAAUUGAUGAAACCGAUUAUUAUGCAUACGUUUAUUUCAGUUGUUUUAAGGGUACACAAUCAAUUAAAAUGGAGAUAUCAGUGGAAAGUUUAAAUCCAGGUAAUAAUCAUCUCAGUUUUGAGUAUUUGAUGUUCCCAUCUACCUAUUUGGCAUUUAUUGUGGUAUGGAGUUUUUUAUCUCUACUUUGGCUGAUAAAUUAUCUCACUCAUUAUUGGCUCUCCACCAAAUUACAUUGGAUCAUCUCGUUGAUUCCAAUUUCAACUUUGAUUAAUCAAGUGUAUUCUUUGAUUUUAUUUGAGAAAUUAAAAAGUGAUGGUGCACUUGGUUCGGCAACCUUUGUUUUCAAUUCAUUACUUUACUCCUUACAAUUGGUAGUAUUAUUAAUUGUACUAAUGCUCAUUGCUAUGGGUUAUGCUAUCAUUCCAAAGCAGUUUAAAAAAGUUAAUCUAUUAAUUAUUGUAAUGGCUAUCAUAAUUUUCGUUGGUACUUUUAUUGGUUCAUACUAUAGUGGUCAUUAUAAUUAUGUUAUUUUAAUUACAUAUUUUCCAGUUGCAUUAUUUAUUAUAUUUGUUACACAAAAUAAUAUUAAGAGAAUUAAAAGAUUUUUAAGGAAUAAAGAAAAAGAAUGUGAUAUGGUACCAAUUGAUUCUUCAUCAUCCAAUGGUGGUAGUGUUAUAACAAAUCAAGUUGGAAAUAUACCUACUAUCACCAUUACCACUACCAGUACCAACACCAACACCGACACUAACAUUAACACUAACACUAGCACCAACACUAACACUAACACCAACACCACAACAAAUUCCAACAAUGAAAAUCAAAUCAAUAUAACCAAAAUUAAAAGUAUCUAUUACUUAUUUAUAUCAUUUAAAUGGAUUAUGGUUCCAUAUGUUUUGAUUACUAUUAUUAUAUCUUUAAUAUCUAUUUACAUUUAUCAACCUUGGAUAUUCUUAUUCAUUCAAUUCCUUUUGAAUGUUACUCUUUUCAUUUUGAUCGCUAUAGUAUUUAGAUUAAAAAAAUCAAAAAAAGGUUCCUUUUAUGAAUUCUUUGACGAAAAUAAUUUUAAUGAUAAAUCAAAUGAUUUGGAAUAA
Molecule: messenger RNA, 1593 nt
Organism: Dictyostelium discoideum AX4
Lineage: Eukaryota; Evosea; Eumycetozoa; Dictyosteliales; Dictyosteliaceae
Exons: 3
Coding region: 1-1593 (530 amino acids)
Cellular component (GO): membrane
Source: RefSeq, a predicted model, not a curated record